Molecule: messenger RNA, 1041 nt
Organism: Abrus precatorius (Indian licorice)
Lineage: Eukaryota; Viridiplantae; Streptophyta; Magnoliopsida; Fabales; Fabaceae
Product: chromatin remodeling protein SHL
Exons: 5
Coding region: 56-706 (216 amino acids)
Molecular function (GO): chromatin binding
Source: RefSeq, a predicted model, not a curated record
UCAGUAUUUUUUUUUUCGCCCUCCUCAAUCUUCUCCAUCGCGUGCUUCCAUUUCCAUGGCUAAACCGAAGGCUCCAAGGCGAACCCUAGAGUCAUACUCAGUCAAACACAUAAGCAAAACCAUUAGAGCUGGCGAUUGCGUCCUUAUGCGGCCCUCGGAUCCGUCGAAACCGUCGUAUGUGGCUAGGAUCGAGCGGAUCGAAGCUGAUUCUCGAGGCGCGAACGUGAAGAUUCACGUCCGUUGGUACUACCGGCCGGAGGAGUCAAUCGGAGGUCGCCGCCAGUUUCACGGCUCCAAGGAGGUUUUCCUCUCCGAUCACUUUGACGUUCAGAGCGCUGACACCAUCGAAGGCAAGUGUACGGUCCACAGUUUCAAGAGCUACACCAAGCUCGAUGCUGUUGGGAAUGACGAUUUCUUCUGUCGCUUCGAGUACAAUUCCUCUACUGGCGCCUUCAAUCCUGACAGAGUCGCUGUGUAUUGUAAAUGUGAGAUGCCCUACAACCCUGAUGACCUAAUGGUGCAGUGUGAGGGCUGCAGUGAUUGGUUUCACCCUGCUUGUAUAGACAUGACUGUGGAGGAAGCAAAAAGACUUGACCACUUCUUUUGUGAAGGUUGUUCUGCCGAAGGUCAAAAGAAGUUGCAAAAUUCUCAUUCUGCUUCAAGACACUCAGAUACAAAGGUGGAUACUAAACGCCGUCGAAGGUAAUAGUGUGGUAGUAUAUAAGGCAUAAAAUGAGGUAGAUCUAUAAUGGAUGCUGUACUGGAGAUCUUGCUUUUCUAAUCCUGAGUAGGGGCCAAACAGACGGAGACAGUGUUAUCUAAUAGUAAGCUGUAGUCUUUCUACUUUCAUGGAAAGAGACUAAUUUGGAAAUAUUUGUCAUGUCUAUUUGGUUUGAGUACUCCAUCUUGUUUCCUUUGAAAGUGGAGGACGUGUUUAUGUAAUUAUAUAUAUGUAGAUUCUUCUCUUCUGGUCCUUGUUCUGACUCGGACUCUUGUAAAGUAUUUUGACUUAUUUAUGAGCAGUAGAGACUUUAUUCUUUC